CUCCUAGGUAUUCUAAGUCUUGUUAAAGAGGGCUUAUGGUAUUCUCAGACUUAUAUAGAACAGAAACACACACACACACACUAAUGUCUUGUUGGGAAGAGGCUUAUACUGUUACAAGGAUCAAGGAACACUGUUGACUCUAUGUAGCCAAUGUGGAGGAAGGACAAAGAGAUGCCCUCCACCUGUCUGAACAAGACUGGACUGUCUGAAGAUUUAUAUAACUGGCUGACGCACACUAUCAGACAGUUAUUGGCAUGACCAACAAUCACACGCCCAUACACACUCUUUUGUACUUGCCUCCUGCCUCACAGCAAAACAAGAACCAAGGGAAUAGUGAGAAACAGCAUUUGAAUCACUUGAUCAUUUGAACUUUCUUCAGCCACUCAACAGGAUACAGUUAUGACUGGCCAACACAAACUCCUUACUGCCUUAGCCUGCCUGUUGUUCCUGGCAACCCUCAGCCCUAUCUCUGAGGCAAGAAGGGGAGGAAGCUUUGGUCGUGGCGGGCGGGGCUUUGGUGUCUCUAGUUAUCCUCGAGGGGGGAGUUACCCCCAAGGUAGCAGUUACCCUCGAGGGGGCAGUUACCCCCAGGGGGGGCAGGCAUACCGCCCCAUGGCCCCAUCCCAGAGUGGAGGCUCCAGUGCGGGGAAGGUGGCCGGAGCAGCAGCAGCAGGGGCCCUGGGAGGAGCGGUACUUGGCUCAGCCCUCAGCCGACCAGGGUAUGGAGGAAUGGGCUAUGGGGGCAUGGGUUACGGAGGUAUGGGGUAUGGGGGGUACCCCCGUUAUGGGGGUGGAUAUGGCCCCAGGCCUGGCUAUGAGGGGCCUGAGGGCUCUGGAGAUGUAGAGUACUAUGCAGGGGCAUCCAGUGGACCCAUCUAUAACAGCAUCAUUGUCAUCAUCGGCUCUCUGAUGGCCCUCGUCAUGGGCCACUGGAUGAUCGUGAUUUAGGGAUGGAGGAGAAGAGGGGAGAUGCAGAGAUAAAUACUUACAGUAUAUGGCAACACAACAGGACUCAAACAGACUAAUAGCAUAUGACUCCCACCCAUUCAUC
Molecule: messenger RNA, 1051 nt
Organism: Osmerus eperlanus (European smelt)
Lineage: Eukaryota; Metazoa; Chordata; Actinopteri; Osmeriformes; Osmeridae
Exons: 2
Coding region: 400-948 (182 amino acids)
Source: RefSeq, a predicted model, not a curated record